CCUAAGACCAGAGGAGAAGAAGCUCUUUCACCGUUUCUCCCUCGUCUUGGAUGUUGUGAGAUUCUUCUCUCUGACUCAAAUCCAGAGCUCGUUUAGGAUUAAAAAAAAAAUGAAGCCAGUGAUAGGCACGGUGGUGUCGAACAAAAUGCAGAAGUCGGUGGUUGUAGCCGUCGAUAGACUAUUCCACAACAGGCUUUACAAUCGCUAUGUCAAACGCACUUCCAAGUUCAUGGCUCACGAUGAAAAGGACUCCUGUAACAUCGGCGAUCGUGUGAAAUUGGAUCCUUCAAGGCCUUUGAGCAAGCAUAAGCAUUGGAUUGUUUCAGAAAUCAUAAAGAAAGCACGCAUUUAUUCUCCACAGGCUGCUGCUGCUGCUGCUCUCAACUCCUCCUCCUCCUCCUCCACUGCUGAGCAGUCCCCUGUUUCGUCUUCCUAAGUUUUGCAGUCCAGGCGCAAACUCAACUCACUCAGGGUCGAGAAUUGUGUUUAGCAGACGUAGCAGCAGCCAUCAACAGGGGAUGUGGUAACUGAGAACAUAAUUAUCUCGCUGUAGUGUAGGUGCUUUUUGGUGAUGUUGAUCAGAUGGUGAAAUCCUGAUUAGUUGUAUAAUUGAUGAAUCUGAAGUUAAUCUAUUGAAAGUUAUGAAUA
Molecule: messenger RNA, 648 nt
Organism: Camelina sativa (false flax)
Lineage: Eukaryota; Viridiplantae; Streptophyta; Magnoliopsida; Brassicales; Brassicaceae
Biological process (GO): translation
Cellular component (GO): ribosome
Molecular function (GO): structural constituent of ribosome
Source: RefSeq, a predicted model, not a curated record